AGCGACUGUGGGCUCCUUAAGGAUGCUUCUGCAAACAGCUGAUCACUUGAAGAAAACUGUGGUGUGGCAAAAAUCAGGAAAUCAGGGAGACAAGUGGUUGCUGGUGCAGAGCCAUGUGACCCUGCAGGAAGUCCACCAACUGAUUCUGGAGGCUACGGUGGGGGGAGAGGCGGGAGACAUAGCCAUCGAUGACAUCGCCCUCAGCAGUGGACCAUGUCCGGCCUCUGAUAUGUGCGACUUCGAGGAGGGGAGCUGUAACUGGCAGCAAGAGACCACCGAUGACUUUGACUGGGUCAGACAGUCGGGCUCCACCCACAACCCCAACACUGGGCCCGACAGCGACCACACCACCAACACACCCCGGGGCCAUUACUACUGCCUGCCCUCCUCUAAUGACGACCGCAACGGCCAGAAGGCUAAAAUGUCUUCACCUCUGUACCCUGCAGGAAAAGGAGCUUGUGUGCAGCUGUGGUACCACAUGUAUGGCAGAGACAUGGGGACGCUGAACGUCUACCAGCAUAGUGAAGACGGGAAGCAGACUCUGAUUUUCUCUCAGACGGGAGAUCAAGGCCGGCUGUGGAGGAUCGCUCAGGCAUCACUUCUGCCUCAUGUUCAGCCGUACAGGAUCGUGGUGGAAGGUGUGAAGGCUGGUCCCACCCAGGAGGGAGACAUGGCAUUUGAUGAUGUCCAGCUGACAGACGCUCAGUGUCCUCCUCCGGGACACUGUGACUUUGAGACCAACAUGUGUGGCUGGAGCAACCUGGGAGGAGAAACUGACCAGGGGGACUGGCUCCGCGGCAGAGGAGACUCCCCAAACCCCAACACUGGACCCAGUGUGGACCACACCACCAACUCGAAACACGGUUACUAUUUAUAUGUGGACAGCUCAAUGGGUGAGUGGGGAGACACGUCCUUCCUGAUCAGCGAUGUUUUCCAGCCGUCCACUAGAGGUCACUGUCUGACCUUCUGGUACCACAUGUAUGGCAACCACGUUGGGACUCUCAGGGUUUACAUAAACGACAGAAAAAUGCAUGCUGGAGGAAACGAAGAAGGGAAUCUGACAUGGAUUGAAAACGGAAACAAGGGAGACAAGUGGCAGAAGGCCAAUGUGUCUGUUAAACAUACAGAAGCAUUCUGGUUUGUGUUUGUGUAUCAGAGGGGGAUGAAUGUAGGCGGGGAUGUUGCUCUUGAUGACAUCAUCAUCCUCCCCGGCGGCUGCUACUCUGAGCCCCCCGUUGACCCUCCUGACACUAAUAACGUGAUGUUGUCCGCAGGUCUGGCUGUUGGUCUCACUCUGCUGGUUGGCAUCGUCAUCUCAUUUUUCCUCUUUAUGCUGAACAGGAGGUGUCGCAAAACGAAUGGUCCGACAAUUAUAAAUGACGACGCACUCGACCAGAAUGCUGCAUUUGACCUCUAUGACUGCAAAAUACAAGACACACAACAUGGAACUGAAUCUGACUUUUCCUUCUUCAACAAUCUGUAUAAUACGUCACCACAUGAAAAUGACGCCGCAGUGGCUAUAUCUGAAGCUUAGUUCGGAUUAAUUGACUUCUAUAAACCAUGUAUUAGUUUGUAAAUUCUGCCUGUGUUCUAGGAGAUAUUGAUUUCCAUUAAAACCGUUAUUUAGAAGAUGAAAUGUCGAUGGUAGUCACUGUGGCAUCAUGCUGAGAAGAAUGAAUCAAAGGAUGGAAAUUCAGUUCAAUAAGAAAGUAUCAGUGACUCUUUAGUUUUAUUAAUGACAGCUGGAUUAUUAAUUACUUGAAUGUAGUUAUUGCUUACUUUACAACCCCUUGACUGAAGAUUAGGGAAUAUUCAGAAUACAAACUCAUUUUUAUAAAAUGGAAUUAAACCCUGUGGUAACUCGUUUUAUUUUCGUUGUUGAUUUCUAUUUUACCUAAAGCCUACAGUGUUUAAAAAUAAAAUCUAUAUUUUAAAGAUGUAGUAUUUCUGUUCUGCUGAAGCUGAAGUCACAACUUUUUUUAUGCCUCUGUAGCAGUGGUUACAUUGCCCAGACGCAUAAUGUUCUUCGGCUGUGUUAAAGGUAGAGACAUAUAUACAAGCUAUAUAUUGGAUGUGGCAGUUUUGCACUGUAAACAAAUACAAGUAGAUGUAAAAACUGUGAAUAUUCUGAA
Messenger RNA from Plectropomus leopardus (leopard coralgrouper), 2132 nucleotides. Its product is annotated as MAM and LDL-receptor class A domain-containing protein 1. NCBI's taxonomy places the organism in Eukaryota, Metazoa, Chordata, Actinopteri, Perciformes, Serranidae. The record is from RefSeq and is a predicted model, not a curated record. Gene Ontology annotation, cellular component: membrane. Gene Ontology annotation, molecular function: protein binding.